AUGGUGGAUAAUCCAACUUCCAAGUCUGUUAUCAGCAGCAGUGAAGUUGCUUUUCCUAGAGGUGGGGCCCAAGUGUUAACCCCUCUAGAAGUUAAAGAAAUAUCUAAUGAAGCUACAAGAGAUGUUCUUUUUGAAGCUUCUGGUUCUUCAAAAAGACCAAGUAGUUCCAAACCAGAACAAGCUUCUAAGAAGGCUAAGAGAUCCAAAAAGGCAGCCAAGCCAGAAGUCGACCCAGAAGCAGAAAACAAGGUAAGCAUCGAAAGACUUAGUUUCAAGAAUUUAAUACCCGGUACCUUAGUAUUGGGUCAAAUUACUCAAAUCAAUAAACUUGAUUUGACUGUUGCACUUUCUGAGAACUUAGUUGGGUAUGUUCCAAUAACUUCUGUCAGUGAAGAGUUCACCAGUGCUAUUGAAGAAUACGAAAAAAGUCAAGCAGCUGAUUCUAGCGAUGAUGAAGACGAUUCGAAUUCUCAGUCAGAGAGUAAGGAGCUCCCUAAGUUAUCAGAAGCAUUCAAGGUCGGUCAAUGGGUGAAGGCAAAGGUAACUCCAUCUGAAUCGGAAAAGAAAAGAAUUCAAUUAUCAAUAGAACCACACUCUGUAAAUGAAUCAUUAGAAUCUGAAGAUUUUGUUACCAGUAACAUUUUACAAGUUUCUGUUAAGUCUGUGGAAGAUCACGGCUUGAUUUUGAAUAUCGGAAGAGAAGAAAUGUCUGGGUUCAUUUCUAAUAAAGAAUUAAAAGCUUCUAAAGAUAUCAUUAUUGAAGAUAUAAUCCCAGGUUCCGUCUUAUUAACUUCGAUUAUAUCUGCACCAUCUUCGAGAACAGUUACUUUGAGACCUGCCCAAGCAAUUCAAAAUAUUAAGAAAUCGGUUGUGUCUACUAUCAGCUCUAUAGAUGCCAUCCAACCCGGUACUAUUGUUGAUGCGCUCGUUUCCGAUAUUUCCAAAGAUGGUAUCGCUACUAGAGUCUUUGGUAUGAUUGAUGGUACAAUCACUUUACCUCAAUUAGGAGAAUAUGAUUUGAAGAAAUUGAACCAUAAAUACUCAAUUGGUAAUCCAAUAAAGACUAGAGUCAUUGCUAUUCUUUCCAAAGAAGGCGCAAAGAAACUUGUUUUAUCCCAUUUGCCUAAUAUCCUCAAUUUAUCUGUAACUCCAAAUGAAGAAGGCUCAAGUCCUUUAGAAGCAUUCCCGGUUGGCCAUUUAUUCGAAAGUGCCACCAUUUCUGCCGCCGACUCUAAUUACCUUUAUGUGACUUUUGGUGCUGCUGAUUUGAAUGGUCAAAUUCACAAUUCUAAGAUCGACCCUGCAUUGGAUUUAGGUAUUAAUUAUACUAUCGGAUCUCAUCAUAAAGCUAGAGUUACUGGAUAUAAUGAAAUCGAUAAUUUACUUGUAUUGACCGCAGAACCAAAAUUGAUCAAUGCAAAAUUCUUGAAUGUUGAAGCUGUACCAAUUGGAUCCUUAGUCACUGGUGAAGUUGCCAAAAUUUUACCAGAUGGUAAAGGUUUAAUCGUCAAUGUUGAUGGUUUUGAAGCCCUUGUUCCAUCAAACCACUUAUCUGAUAUUAAACUCGUUUAUCCCGAGAGAAAAUUCAGAGUUGGUGGUAAAAUAAAAGGUAGAGUUUUAAGCAAACACGGUAAGAAAUUGUUGGUUACCGUUAGAAAGUCCUUAGUCAACAUUGACGAUGAAAAAGUUUUAUCUUCUUUCGAUCAAGCUCACGUUGGCUUAAAAACUGCUGCUACCGUCGACAGAUAUGUUCACAAUGGUGCCAUCGUUGCAUUCUUUGGUUCCAUCAGAGCUUUCUUACCAAAAAGUGAAAUCUCAGAAACCUUUGUCGAAAAAGUAAGUGAUUAUUUGAAGAUUGGACAAACCGUAACAGCCACAAUCACUCAAGUCAAUAACCUAAGCAAUAGAUUGAUGGUAACUUUGAGACAGUCUUCUCAGUUAAGUUCAGAACAAGCCGAAGAAAUUCAUAAUUUGGAAGCUGGCAGAUCGAUUGUAAAAGCAAUUGUUGUUGAGAAAACUAAAGAUUCUGUAAUUGUUGAGUUAGAAGGAUCCAAUUUACGUGGUAUAAUUGAAGACGGCCAUUUAUCUGAUGGUGACUAUGAAAGCAAUAGACAAAUUUUCAAAAAACUCACUAUUGGUGAAACCAUUGAAACUGUUGUUUUAGAGAAAGACAAUAAAUCCAGAUCCAUUGCUGUUUCUGCUAAAAAAUCUUUGAUUGAUUCUGCCAAAUUCAACGAGUUACCUGUUAGCUUUGAUGAUAUCCACGUCAGCGACAAAAUCAUUCAUGGUUACAUCAGAUCCUUGACAAACUUAGGUCUUUUUGUCACAUUUUCUGGCCGCUUGACUGGUUUGAUUUUAGCUAAGAACGCAUUGGAUAAUCCAAAAGAAGACUUGUUCAAAAAAUUUCACAAGAAUCAAUCUAUCGCUUGUAAUGUUAUCAAAGUUGACGAUGAUAACAAAAGAUUCUUAUUGGCUCUCUCUGAAAGUAGUGAUAAAUCUAUCAGUGUUAAUCUUGUUAAUCCUGUGGACAAAUCAAAGAAAAACACUGAUAAUUUUGCUCCUGGUGUCAUAACUAAAGGUAAAAUCAGAUCAAUUAAACCAACUCACUUAAAUAUUCAACUUGCUGAUAAUUUACUUGCUAGAGUUGAUGCUUCUCAAUGUUUCAAUUCCUGGAAUGAAAUUAAAGAUACAAAUAAUCCUUUAUCACAAUUUAAAGUUGACAAAGUGGUUGAUGUUAAAGUUAUUGGUUAUCGUGAUAAUAAGAAAGGCCGUUUUUCACCAAUUGGUCAUGGUGUAACUAAAAAUACGACUUUAGAAUUAUCCCUUCUCAAAGGCGAAAUCAAGGCUAAGAACCAACCAUACAAACCUAUCACAUUAGAGGAAACCACCCCAGGUUCCGAAUGGGUAGUUUUUGUUGAAGAAAUUGCUAGAGGUUUUGUUUGGGUGUCUAUUUCCCACAAUUUUAAAGCUAGAAUUUCAUUAAUGGACAUUUCUGAUGAUGCUACCCUCUUAACUGACAUAUCUAACAAACUUCCUGAAGGUGCAGCUAUAAAGGCUGUUGUCAAGGGUUAUGACACUGAGCAUCAUAUUUUGGCCUUAACAAACAGAUCCAAAACUGUACAUAGCAUUAAUGACAUUAACGUUGGUGAUAAACUUCCCGCUAGAGUUUUGAAGAUCGCCGAUGCUUACAUCUUGGUUGGUUUAGGUGAAAAUAUUAUCGCAAGUGCUUUUAUUACUGAUGCAUUAAACGAUUAUGAUGAAAAAAUGAAUGAAGUCCAUAAUAUUGGUGAUUUCUUACCUGCUACAGUAGUGAAUGUUGACAAGGAUAACCAAAAAAUUGCCGUUUCUUUAAGAGAUGAAAGAGCAAAGAAUAAGACCAUCGAGUCUAUUGAAGAUUUGAAACGUGGUGAUAUUGUUAAAGGUUUUGUCAAAAGUAUUGGUAAUAAUGGUGUUUUCGUGAGUAUAGGAAGAUCUGUAUUUGCUUUAGUUAGGGUACCUGAUAUCUCCGACUCAUUUAUAGAAGACUGGAAGAAGAACUUCAAGCUUUUCCAACCAGUAGUUGGUAGAAUUAUUGCUUGCGAAGCCGAAGGCCGUGUGUUGAUGUCUAUGAAAGAAAGCGAUAUUCAUAGUGAUUUCGCAAUUUCUAAAUCCUUCAGUGAUUUGAAAAUUGGGGAGAUUUAUGAAGGUUCUGUGAAAAGAGUUGUCGAUUUUGGUGUUUUCGUAAAAUUGGAUGGUACCUUUAAUGUUAGUGGUUUAUGUCACCAUUCUGAAAUUUCUGAUAAUAAAGUUGAAAACGUAACCUCAUUAUUUGCUGAAGGGGACCGCGUUAAAGUUAAAAUUUUGAAUAUCAAUAGUCAAAAGAACCAAUUGUCUUUAGGAAUGAAAGCAUCUUACUUCACCGAAGGUGGUGAUGACGAUGACAUGGAGGUUUCAGAUGAAGAACAGGUUGACGCUGACUCAGAAUCCGAAGAUGACGAAAAUGAUGAAGAAAAUGAAGUCAUGGACGUUGACUCAGAUGAUGAUGAAAGUUCCUCUGAUAAUGAAGAUGAAGUUGAUGAAAAAGCGACCAAUACAAUUGGUUUAGACACCAAUGGGUUCGACUGGACUGCAUCCAUCUUGGAUCAGGCUGAAGAUGGUGAUUCAUCUUCUGAUGAAGAAGACUUCACUACCCAGAAAAAGAAAAAGAGCAAAACUUCCAAGCAUAUUGACGACAAGACUGGUGAUUUAAAUACCAGAGCACCUGAGUCUGUUGCUGAUUUUGAACGUCUUUUGAUUGGUAACCCUAAUUCUUCUAUCAUGUGGAUGAACUAUAUGUCUUUCCAAUUGCAAUUGAGUGAAGUCGACAAAGCUCGUGAAAUUGGUGAAAGAGCUUUGAAAACCAUCAAUUACCGUGAAGAACAAGAGAAGAUGAAUAUCUGGAUUGCAUUACUAAACUUGGAAAACACCUUCGGUACUGAGGAAUCUUUAGAAGAAAUCUUCAAACGUGCUACUCAAUACAUGGACUCUUUAGUUAUGCAUCAAAAGUUAGUUGGAAUUUACACAAUGUCUGAAAAUUUUGAAAAAGCCAAUGAUUUAUACGCUACUAUGACCAAGAAAUUCAAUAAGGUUGUUUCUGUUUGGGUCCAAUAUGGCUCUUACUUAUUAGAUCGUGAUAUGAAUGAAGAAGCACAUGAAGCCUUGGCUCGUGCAUUACAAGUUUUACCUAAGAGAGACCACAUUGAGGUCGUUAGGAAAUUUGCACAAUUAGAAUUUACCAAGGGUAGCCCAGAACAAGGAAGAUCAUUAUUCGAAGGUUUGGUUUCUGAUGCUUCUAAAAGAAUUGAUUUAUGGAAUGUUUAUAUCGAUCAAGAAAUCAAACAAGGAGAUAGAUCUAAAGUUGAAGGUCUCUUUGAAAGAGUUAUCACCAAAAAAUUAUCACGUAAACAGGCAAAAUUCUUUUUCAGUAAGUGGCUCUCAUUUGAGGAAGAGAAUGGAGACGAACAAAGUGCAGCUCGUGUUAAGGCCCUUGCGGUUGAAUAUGUUCAAAACAAUGAAAAAGAUUAG
Hyphopichia burtonii NRRL Y-1933 is the source of this 5043-nucleotide messenger RNA. RefSeq lists its product as uncharacterized. Bases 1 to 5043 code for a protein of 1680 amino acids. Gene Ontology annotation, cellular component: nucleolus; small-subunit processome. Gene Ontology annotation, biological process: rRNA processing. The record is from RefSeq and is a predicted model, not a curated record. Gene Ontology annotation, molecular function: protein binding; RNA binding. The transcript has a single exon. Lineage: Eukaryota; Fungi; Ascomycota; Pichiomycetes; Serinales; Debaryomycetaceae.